Molecule: messenger RNA, 543 nt
Organism: Diversispora eburnea
Lineage: Eukaryota; Fungi; Glomeromycota; Glomeromycetes; Diversisporales; Diversisporaceae
Source: the annotation of a GenBank genome assembly
AUGCAACGCGUCUCAAGAUUACAGUAUGGUAGUAGCGUACUGAUAACAAAAUCAUUAACGAAUCUUUUUAAUCGAAAUAUUAGUCUCAGUAAACGGACGUGUUAUCCUUCAACUUUGGGAAUUUAUUUUAAUAGUUUUCGAAUUCAACCUCAGAUAACUUCAUAUGCUACACUUAAUCAAGUUAUGCGUGGAAUACGUAAAAAAAAAUCCAAAAAAUCUAAAUCUCCUGCCUUAGAAAAGUGUUAUCAAAAAAAAGGUGUAUGUAGUAAAGUAUACACUACAAAACCGAAGAAACCCAAUUCUGCUGUACGUAAGGUUGCACGUGUAAAAUUAUCAACUGGUAAAUUUGUUACAGCUUAUAUACCUGGUGAAGGACAUAAUUUGAGCGAACAUAGUAAUGUUCUAGUUCGAGGUGGUCGUGUUAAAGAUUUGCCGGGUGUCAGAUAUCAUCUUAUUAGAGGUGCUCUAGACUUUGCAGGUGUUCCUAAUAGAGUAACUUCUCGUUCAAAAUACGGGACAAAAAAACCGAAAACCUCUAAAUAA